Molecule: messenger RNA, 501 nt
Organism: Clonostachys rhizophaga
Lineage: Eukaryota; Fungi; Ascomycota; Sordariomycetes; Hypocreales; Bionectriaceae
Source: the annotation of a GenBank genome assembly
AUGCGUUUCUCCGUCGGUAUCGUCGCUGUCUCGGCUGCUCUCGCCAGCGCCAGCAUUGCCCCCUCUGGCAACCCCGUUGGAUCGGAUGAGACCACCACUCUCACCUCCACCACCUACAAGACCACCACUGUCACUGAGUGCGCUGCUACCGUGACCAACUGCCCUCUCAAGAGCAGCACCCAGGUCCCUGUUGUCACCAUUCCCACCACAACCCCCGUGGUGACUCCCUCCAGCAGCAAGGUCACUCCUUCGUCCUCGAAGGUCACCCCCUCUUCCUCCGCUGUCAGCUCCAACUCUCCCCACUGGUCUGUCAACACCACCACCACUGUUCGCCCUACUGGCGGUGUUCCCACCACUAUACUCCCUACCACCUCUGCUGCUGCCACCACCGGCAACAACAGCCCCAACCAGCCCGGUACCAGCGCUGUCCCUACUGCUGGUGCCUCUGGCCUCGCCGCUUCUGGUCUCCUGGCCAUCGCCGCCUUCGUCGCCCUUCUCUAA